GCUGAGUGUGUUUUCUCUCUCAUGGAGGAUUUUCAGGAACUAACAGGAAAGCAGGAGAAACUCUGAGACUUGACGCGCGCGGCCCGCGGCUCCUGUGCGGCGUUUGCAGCGGAUCCGGAGCGUGUUUCGGUGGAGUCUGGUUCGGCGAUGGCCGGCGCGUCCCCCGCUCCGCCGCUCUGGUAUCACCGGGAUCUGAGUCGCGCCGCGGCGGAGGAGCUGCUCGCUCGCGCCGCGCGGGACGGGAGUUUCCUGGUGCGGGACAGCGAGAGCGUCAGCGGCGCGUAUGCGCUAUGCGUGCUGUUUCAGAAACAUGUUCACACGUACAGGAUCCUGCCUGAUGAGGAGAACUUCCUGGCGGUGCAGACGUCUCAGGGCGUUCAGCCCAAACGCUUCAAGACUCUUCCUGAGUUGAUUCAGUUGUAUCUGCAGCCCAGUCAAGGCCUGGUGACCACACUGCUGUUUCCAGUGGAGAGAGAGGAAACCACAGAGGACAGAGAUUACUCGGAUGGUGAAGAUGAGAAGCCACCCCUCCCUCCACGCACCGCCUCCAGCAGCAGUCCUGCAGGCUCCGCCCUCGUCAGUCCAGACACGCCCCCUGAAAACGUGACGGCGUCUAACGGCCUGAGCACCAUCUCUCACGAGUAUCUGAAGGGCAGCUAUGCUCUGGAUCUGGAGGCUGUCAAACAGGGAGCAAACAGCCUUCCUCACCUCAACAAGACGCUGGUGGCAUCCUGCAAACGCCUGCAUGGGGAGGUGGAUAAAGUCCUGUGUGGUCUGGAGAUCCUGUCGAAGGUCUUUGAUCAGCAGAGCGCCUCCAUGGUGUCCAGAAUGAUCCAGCAGACCAUGUCUCAGGGUGGAGAUCAAGAGCUGGAGCAUCUGGUCACUAAACUGGCCAUCCUCAAAGAUCUGCUGUCAUCUAUAGAGAAGAAGGCUUUGAAGGCUCUUCAGGACAUGAGCUCAUCUACUCCGAACAUCUCACCGCUGCUGUCCAUCAGACACAAAGCUAUUCCUGUGCAGACCUUUGAGGUAAAACUGGAUGUGUAUCUGGCCGACCUGACGAAGAUCGGGAAGAGUCAGAAAUAUUCGCUGAGUGUGGACGUGGAGGGAGGAAAACUGGUGGUGAUGAAGAAGAUGAAGGACGCACAGGAAGACUGGAACACAUUCACGCACGACAAGAUUCGGCAGCUGAUAAAGUCUCAGCGUGUUCAGAAUAAACUCGGAAUCGUCUUUGAGAAGGAAAAAGACAAAAGCCAGAGGAAAGAUUUCAUUUUUGCCAGUGCAAAAAAAAGGGAAGCGUUCUGCCAACUGCUGCAACUCAUGAAGAACAAACAUUCCAAUCAGGACGAGCCCGACAUGAUCUCCAUAUUCAUCGGAACAUGGAACAUGGGCAGUGUUCCUGCUCCAAAGUCGAUGGGAUCAUGGAUUUUAUCCCGAGGUUUGGGGAAGACUCUGGAUGAGAUGGCAGUAACGAUCCCUCAUGACAUCUAUGUGUUCGGAACGCAGGAGAACUCUGUGUGUGAUAAGGAGUGGGUGGAGACGCUCCGCUGCGCCCUCAAAGACUACACUGAGAUCGACUACAAACCCAUCGCAGUGCAGACGCUGUGGAACAUUAAGAUCGUGGUGUUAGUGAAGGCCGAACAUGAGAACCGCAUCAGUCACGUGGGAAUGUCCAGCGUCAAAACGGGAAUCGCCAACACGCUCGGAAACAAAGGAGCAGUGGGCGUGUCUUUCAUGUUUAACGGGACGUCGUUUGGUUUCGUUAACUGUCACCUGACGUCCGGCAAUGAGAAAAUCCACAGACGGAACCAGAACUAUCUGGACAUCCUGCGUCAGCUGUCGCUGGGCGAUAAACAGCUCAACUCCUUCGACAUCUCGCUGAGAUUCACGCAUCUCUUCUGGUUUGGCGACCUCAACUACCGUCUGGACAUGGACAUACAGGAAAUCCUCAACUACAUCAACAGGAAGGAGUUUGAGCCAUUGUUGAAGGUGGACCAGCUAAAUCUGGAGAGAGAGAAGAACAAGGUCUUCCUUCGCUUCGCGGAGGAUGAGAUCACCUAUCCGCCCACGUACCGUUAUGAGCGCGGCUCGCGAGACACAUACGUCUGGCAGAAGCAGAAGGCGACUGGGAUGCGGACCAACGUUCCUUCGUGGUGUGACAGAAUACUCUGGAAAUCCUAUCCGGAGACGCACAUCAUGUGCAACUCUUACGGCUGUACGGAUGAUAUCGUCACCAGCGAUCACUCGCCGGUCUUUGGCACGUUCGAGGUGGGCGUCACGUCUCAGUUCGUCUCUAAGAAAGGUCUGCCCAAGUCUUCAGAACAGGCCUACAUCGAGUUCGAGAACAUCGAAGCCAUCGUCAAGACGGCCAGCAGAACCAAAUUCUUCAUCGAGUUCUACUCGACAUGUCUGGAGGAGUUUAAGAAGAGCUAUGAGAACGACACUCAGAGCAGUGAUAACGUGAACUUCUUGCGCGUGGGCUGGUCGUCCAAACAGCUGACCACACUGAAGCCCAUUCUGUCGGACAUCGAGUAUCUGCAGGACCAGCAUCUGCUGCUGACCGUCAAAUCCCUGGACGGCUACGAGUCCUACGGUGAGUGUGUUCUGGCGCUGAAAUCUAUGAUUGGCAGCACAGCGCAGCAGUUCCACACUUACCUGUCUCACCGCGGUGAAGAAACCGGUAACAUCCGCGGCUCCAUGAGGGUCCGAGUCCCGUCUGAACGCAUGGGAACGAGAGAACGACUCUACGAGUGGAUCAGUGUGGAUAAGGACGAGACGGGCGGACCGAAGGGCAGGACUCUGCCUCCUCGAGCCGGACACGACUAUGUCAAACCGUCCAGCAGCAGGAGGCUUGGCUCAGCUGACCUCGGGAAACUCUCAGAGGAAGGAGAGAAGAGCGUCACAGGACGACACACACACACACACUCCUGCAAAGAGGAGAGCGCACAGAACAGAGGUAAACAGGAUCCGUUCGAGGGUGACGUCACGACAUGCAAAAACAGCUUCAAUAACCCCGCCUACUACAUUCUAGAAGGUGUUCCCAACCAAUCUGCUGCUCUGGCCUCCGACAUGCUCCCUAGCUCCGCCCUCCCUCCGCUAGCCAAUAAAACAGCUCCUCCUGCAGGCGGUGUGGGGAAAAGCAAGCCGCCCAGUGGAAGUUCGGCGCCGGGUCGCAGGCAGACGUCUGGACGCCCGGUUCGGCCCAUCAGCGAGGAAGGGUCCUCGGAGGAUGAUGGGAACAUCGGAUCUCUAAAUCGCCCCCCACCUGAUUUCCCUCCUCCUCCGCUGCCCAAAGGAGCUCUGGAGACGGUGGAGAACUCGUUCGGAAAACCGCAAAAACUCACCGACGUCAAGAUCCCGCCCCCGUCUGCGGUUCCGUCCAAUCCGCUGUCGUCGCCCGGCUUCGUACCGCCCUCUGGGGGAGGAGGCGUGGCCUUCUGCCUGGAUGCUCCGCCCACAAUGAGCCCGAGCUCUGCCCCUUUCCGGCGAGGAGGCGGGGCCUCGGGACUGGACGACCAGUCGUGUUCAGUGCUGCAGAUGGCCAAGACUCUGAGUGAAGUGGAGUAUCCUUCGGGGAGAGGCGUCUUGAAGACGAGUGCUCCUCACAUCAGAGGCCUGACCUUCCCUCCGCGCUCCAUACAGGAGGAGAGCAUCGCAGAAGACCUGCCCGAGGAGGGUCUGUGGCGUGACGAGAGCAGCAGCAGCAGUCUGUCGGUGGAGAGCAGCGUCGGAGAGUGGCUCCAGAAGCUCGGUCUGCAGCAUUACGAGGAAGGUCUGCUUCACAACGGCUGGGACGACCUGGAGUUCCUCAGUGACAUCACAGAGGAGGAUCUGGAGGAGGCGGGCGUUCAUGACCCCGCCCACAAGAAAAUACUGUUGGCCAGCUUAAAGCAACAGCAGCAGCAGAAAUGAUCCGAUCCAGAUCUGAACUGAGAAACUUUGCACUGGUAGAGAAAGUGGUUUUAAUUUAAUCCGAUGUAAUAAAGCUGGUCGUUUUAGUUCAUAAUAUUAUUUAAACGUCAGAAAGGAUGUGUCACUACAGCCCCGCCCCUCAACUUCCUGUCGUCUGCAUCCGGAGGAAGUGACAUCAUCAGAACAUUCCUCACCUUUGGUGACUGAAGUGUUAAUUAUGAACCGUUUGUUUUUCUUGCAUGUUUUAUGACUUUAAAGGAAAGGGAAAAGCCAAAAUCAGCAGCUCACUGUGUUCGUACGUUUGCGUUCGUUUCUCUGCCUUCGUUUGUACGAAAUCAAUCAAAUCCCGAUCAGGAGCCUCUCCUGUGGUUUGUGUGGAGGUUUAUAACAGGUUUAUAACACGAUAUCAUCAGCAGGUGGCUCUCUGGAUGUUCAGCGCUUCAUUUGAGAUGUGAAUCUUUGUUCGUUCAUUCAAUAUGAUUCUGAUUCAGAUGCAUUUUGAUUCGUUCGGGAUGAAAUCGCGUCUUGCUGUUCGGAUUCAGUGUUUGUGUCUCGAUCUCGAGUUUCCACGUCAGUCUUGUUUCAGAUGAGCUUCGGUUUGGAAAGCUGUCAGAGUUGUACCUCGUCCUGUAAUGAAUCACUCCGUGGAAACACAGCUGUAGUCUUUCUGUUUGGAUCUUAUAGCAGGAAAACCGUUUGUUUUAUUUAACAGUGUCUUUAAUAUUAUUAUAAUUGGGGUGUUUCUCCUAAAAUGCAUGUAUAUGUUCUUGCAUAGUUGUUUUGUGCAUUAAGUUUUAACAUUAUACGUUUCUCGCCUGUCAUUCAUAAUUAUAAUCCUUUGAAUAUUAUUAACUGUUUAAUUCUGUGUUGUUGUAAGUUAAUAUUGUGUUUGAGUUUCUGUCCCUUUAAUGUAUUUUUGUUUUUCCUUUUUUCAAUUUAAUAAAAAUAAAAAUCUAAUGUGC
This is a messenger RNA of Onychostoma macrolepis, 4871 nucleotides long. RefSeq names its product inositol polyphosphate phosphatase-like 1a (gene inppl1a). Gene Ontology annotation, biological process: phosphatidylinositol dephosphorylation. The record is from RefSeq and is a predicted model, not a curated record. Bases 148 to 3909 code for a protein of 1253 amino acids. Gene Ontology annotation, molecular function: protein binding; phosphatase activity. The transcript has 27 exons. Lineage: Eukaryota; Metazoa; Chordata; Actinopteri; Cypriniformes; Cyprinidae.